Messenger RNA from Juglans regia (Persian walnut), 3508 nucleotides. RefSeq lists its product as uncharacterized. The coding region runs from base 311 to 3334 and encodes 1007 amino acids. NCBI's taxonomy places the organism in Eukaryota, Viridiplantae, Streptophyta, Magnoliopsida, Fagales, Juglandaceae. The record is from RefSeq and is a predicted model, not a curated record. The transcript has 3 exons.
CUCUCUCUCUCUCUUUCUCUCUCAACUUUUGCAGCGAAAUUAGUUCUCUGUGCUUGACUCUUUUUGUUGGCUGGCUGAUUUUCUUUGGUACGGAGAGAGAUUCUGUGGUUUUGGCUCCCUUCACAUGCGGUUGGUAUAAAGGAUUUGUCUUUGGCUCGGGUUCCGCCAUUUUUGGGGUCGGACGUCUUCUGCCACUCCGCCGUUCUGUGUUACAGGUUUCUGCUGUGGAAUUUUCCCCUGGAUUUUCCUGUGCAUUUUCGAUUUAACUGUCCAGGCAUAUAUCUGAUCUUGGUGUUUGGGAGGAAAGAAAAUGGAAAAGGUUUAUGAAGAGCUAGAUGAAACUAAAACUGAGCUUGAGAAGCUCAGGACAGACUACAAAACCAAAGCAGAAUUAUGUGAGAACUUGAAGAAGGCACACAAUGAACAGUUGAUCAAAAGCCAGGAAGCAAGUAUGAAAAUUGAGAAGCAAUCUCAAGAACUAAAUUUAAAGGCAGAAGAAAUCUCUGUGGCAAAGCAAAUGUGUGAGGAACUUACACAGAGUUUGAAUGAAAAAGAGUCUAUCGUUAAACAUCUGACUGCUGCAAAUGAUAAGCUUCGAGUAGAUUGUGAUGAGAAGUCCUGUAAAUGGGAAAAAGAAAAUAGAGAUUUGGUGUUUGCUUUAGUUGAGGCCAAUCAGAAGGUUAUUAAUCAAGAGCAAAAUAUUCGCGCGUAUACAGAAGAGAUUGAAGGCCUCAAGGAAUGUCUAUCAGUUUUACAGAAGAAGUAUUUGGAAGCAGAGAUAAGAGCUAAAGCAUCAAAAGAACUUAGAGAAAGAGAUGAUAUUUUACUUAAUUUAGAGGAGGAGAAGAGGAAGCUUGAAGAUCAGAUAAAAUGGAAAAAGGAGCAAUUUGCACAUCUAGAAGAAGCACAUGAAAAGCUACGAAAUCAAUUCAAGGCCACUAAGAAGGACUGGGAGCAGGAGAGAUCUACAUUGGUUGAAGAGAUUUGUUCGCUACAGACCAGCUUAGAUUGUCAUACCAGAAUCUCAGAAGAUCUGAAAAACAGGUUACAAAUGUGCAACCAAGCCCUGAAUCAUGAACAAAGCCGGAGAAAGUCUUUGGAAGUUCACGUUUCUGAGUUACAGACACAGUCUGAGAAUGCUUUUGCAGGAUGCCAAGAUGCGACAUCGCUAAUGGAGUGCUUGACUGCUCAGAGGGACGAAGAAAUUUCAGCUCUAAAGAGCUCAUUGGGCACAAAGGAGAAAAUUAGGAAGGAAAUGGAAUAUCAAGCUGGGAAACUAGAGCAAGAAAACCAAGAGUUGCGCAUAUCCCUGAGAGAACUUCAGGAAGCUGGAAUACAAGAAUCAGGAGCUUCAUCUUCUCUGGAUAAGCUGCGAAACAAGAUCAAACAUAUGGAGCAGAUGCAUAGAGAGUCUAGCGCAAAUCUUAGUGCUAAAGAAGCUGAUUGGAGGUCUCAACUGGAAAAGAUGGCAGGAGACUUGAAUGACUGUCAAUCUGAGUUGGAGAAUAAAGAUGCUGCAAUACAAGAACUUAUGAUGGAGUUGGAAAGUGUUCAUUCUUUAGCGAUGCAAUUGAAGUUGCAAAAUGAAGAGAUUUCCGUGAUGUUACUGGUGUUGAAACUAGGAAUUUCUGAGGCUCAAUUGAAGCUUGCAAAUGACAAGGCUGAAAUGGAUGUGCAAGACAAAGAGAAAGAGAGGAAUGUUUCUCUGUUGAUUAAGCAGCUGGAGAUGAAGAAUGCUGCUUUGGUUGGAGCCCAAGCAGAUAUCAUUGAAGAACGUGAGAAGGCAGAAUAUUUAUCAAGGAGGAUUGAGUCCUUGGAUAUCCUUGAUGAGGAGCGGCUUUUAAUGCAGAAAGAACUGGAGAUGAAGAAUGCUGCUUUGGUUGGAGCCCAGACAGAUACCAUAGAAGAACGGGAGAAGGCAGAAUCUUUAUCAAGGAGGAUUGAGUCCUUGGAUAUCCUUGAUGAGGAGCAACUUUUCAUGCAGAAAGAACUUCAGAGAUACAAGGAGAUGCUUGAAGAAUCAUCCAGGUGUCAACUUCACUUGGAAGAUAAAGUUCUGCAGACAAAAAGCAGCUUAAAGGAGAAACUUGUACAAGUUUGUUAUGCCUUAGAGAGAGCAAAUGCAGACUAUGUUGAUCAAAUCUGUGAAAACAAUGAAAUUGAAUUUGAAUUGCAUAUAUGGAGAUCAAUUGCCGAACGUUUAAAAGUUGAUCUUGAAGAAAGUCAUGCAGUGCGGAAAGAGCUAGAAGCUUCUCUUCUCUCACAAGUAGAUGUGGGAGAAACGAUCAAGCAAGAGAAAAUUGGCCUUAUCCAGAUGUUGGAAGAGAGAGACAGAAGAAUUGAUGAUCUUCAGCAACGGAUUGUUUUACUGGACCAAGAGCUGCUUAACACAAGGAAAACAGAAGCUGCCUGUUCUUCAGGAAUGAAGAGAGCACUUUCCUUCGAGUCAGAAAAAGCAAGCCUUUACCAGACUAUGAGAGAAAAGGACGAGAUUUUAGAGCAACUUGAGAAAGAGGUUGAAUGGCUGGAGAAAGAAUCAUUGAGAAGAGAACUUGAAAGUGCUGUGCUUUCACAAAUUGUCACAGAGAGAACAUUAGAGCAUGAGAAAGAGAAGCUUGUCCUCCUUAUAGAAGAUAAAAACCAAAGAAUAGAUGAUCUCAUGCAGCUUAUGAAGUCUUCGGAACAAAAGUUUAAUAGCUCAUUAAUCUCUUUUUCUUCACAGCUUGCUGAGAAGCAGGAAGAGAUUAAUCUGGUCCAUGAUGCUUGGGAGAGGAUUACUGCAGCUGAGAUUCUGGCCGCACUUGAAGUUGAAGAGAAGAAGUUGAUGAUAGUGGAACUCGAGGAUGAUAUCCGUACUAUAGAGCAGAAAUUGGAAUUACAUGAAAAAUCCGUGGGAUACUCACAACAGCAGGCACAAGAAAUUGAAGCAGAACUUGCAACUAAACAAUUAGAAAUAAAGAACUUGAUGAUUCAAAUGGAGACAAAGCUGAGAAUUUCAGAUGCCAUAGUUAACGAGCUGAAGAGUGAGAAAAGAAGCUUACAUGAAGAUGUAGUGAAAUUAUUGUCAGAUAGGGAACACUUGUUGGGUUUCAUUGCAAGCUUGGGUGAUGGGAUCAGUGAGUUCUCCACUGCAGACUCGCAACUGAUGGGUGUUUUGAGCAGGCUGGUGCAGUCUUUUGACAAUAAUAAUAAUGGCUCAGGGAUGGUUUUGAAGGAGGAUGAUGAGCUCUAUCAGUCUGUAAAAGAGAACUUGAAUAUCCAUCAUUCACCUGUGACAAAGAAAUAUUUAGCCAUUUCAGAGGCAAGAUCACCAUUUAGAGAGCGCAACAACUAGCUGUAAACACAAGCCACGUGUAGUUUAGUUUGUACAAUCCAGAAUAUUGCUUCCUCGCACACAUGUUUUUCAGGUUUUCAGUGUGUGGAUUUCUUCUAGUUUGUAUAUGACUGAUUUAUGGACAAACAUUUGCCACUGAUUCAUAUUAAUUUGUUUGAUGGGUCAAGAAUGAAA